Acomys russatus (golden spiny mouse) is the source of this 1685-nucleotide messenger RNA. RefSeq names its product paralemmin (gene Palm). Gene Ontology annotation, cellular component: membrane. Gene Ontology annotation, biological process: positive regulation of filopodium assembly; regulation of cell shape; negative regulation of adenylate cyclase activity. Lineage: Eukaryota; Metazoa; Chordata; Mammalia; Rodentia; Muridae. The coding region runs from base 109 to 1266 and encodes 385 amino acids. The record is from RefSeq and is a predicted model, not a curated record. The transcript is spliced from 9 exons.
UUGGGGACGAUGCCCGCGCCGGUGCCGCCCCCGCGCCGCGCAGCCCUGGCCGCCAGGCCCUAGAGUCGGCCCUGCCCCGCGCUGCACCGCCCACGGACCUCGCGGGAGAUGGAGGUCCUGGCUACAGACACUGUGUCCCAGCAGGAGCGGCUACAGGCCAUCGCUGAGAAGCGGAGGAAGCAGGCGGAGAUUGAGAACAAGCGGAGACAACUGGAGGAUGACAGAAGACAGCUGCAGUACCUGAAGUCCAAGGCACUUCGGGAACGCUGGCUGCUGGAGGGGACACCGUCCUCAGCCUCGGAGGUCGACGAGGACAUGAGAAAGCAAAUGCAGGAAGAUGAGCAGAAGGCCCGGGUCCUGGAGGGGUCCAUCACCAGGCUUGAGAAAGAAAUUGAUUUCCUGGAGUUCGGAGAAUCAGCCCCAGCCGCCGCAGAGGAGAACUCGGCAGGCCCCGGCGCAGUCCGGCCCCCGUCUGCAAGCCCAGCCAAGGAAGAGCGGAAGCCAGAAUCACUGGUGAAUUCUCAGGAGACUCCCUUGGGCACCCCAAAAGAGAAUCGCAUGUCCUCCACACCAGUGCGGAGUCCUGGGGGGUCCACUAUGAUGAAGGCAGCCAUGUACUCGGUGGAGAUCACGGUGGAGAAGGACAAGGUGACCGGGGAAACUAGGGUGCUGUCGAGCACCACACUGCUCCCCCGGGACCCACUCCCUCAGGGCGUGAAAGUCUACGAGGACGAAACAAAAGUGGUCCAUGCCGUGGACGGCCUCGCUGAGAAUGGGAUCCAGCCUCUCAGCUCCUCCGAGGUGGACGAACUCAUUCACAAAGCUGAUGAGGUCACGCUGAGCGAGGCAGGGUCCGCAGUGCCCCCGCCUGCAGAGCCUCGGGGACUCGCAGAGGAUGUCACCAGGACCACACCGUCCAGGAGGGAGAUCACAGGAGUUGAGGCUCAACCGGGAGAGGCCACAUCAGGCCCACCGGGCAUCCAGCCUGGUCAGGAGCCCCCGGUCACAAUGGUCUUCAUGGGUUAUCAGAACGUGGAAGAUGAAGCAGAGACCAAGAAGGUUCUGGGCCUGCAGGACACCAUCAAGGCUGAGCUGGUGGUGAUCGAAGAUGCCGCCACCCCCAGGGAGCCCGCGCCGCUUAAUGGCAGUGCGCCUGAGCCCCCGGCCACCAAGGAGGAGAACCAGACGGGGCCCACGGCCACCCCCAGCGAUGCCCAGGAUCUUGACAUGAAGAAGCCUCGCUGUAGAUGCUGUUCCGUCAUGUGAACCAUCGGGGCCCAGGCCCCGGCCCCCAUCCUAUGCUCCACACUCAACCCAGCAGCCCGGCCCUCCCCGGCGCCUGCCCACCCUCGCCCGCCCUCCGCCUCACGGGCCCCAGACACGUGUGUGGUCCCUAUGCACCUCGAGUAGCGGGUUGUGGGGGGGGGGUGCUCCGCCUGUCAACACACACUCCACACUCACCCCAAACCUCUGAGCCGUGCAUUUUCCCUUGGUGAGAGACAGGCUGACCCAUCUCAGCUCCCCUAAGAGUGGGAACCUGCCCCCCCCCACUCCAGGUCAGAGCAGGUUUACACAGGCGGUUCACCCAUACCACGGUCCCAGCCUGGUGUUCCCUUGCUGCCCCAGGCCAGCCUGUCUGUGCCUUAUCGCUACUUUUGGGGAGUGCCCAGGGGACCAGAAAAGAG